Ricinus communis (castor bean) is the source of this 3851-nucleotide messenger RNA. RefSeq lists its product as uncharacterized. The transcript has 4 exons. The coding region runs from base 2829 to 3635 and encodes 268 amino acids. The record is from RefSeq and is a predicted model, not a curated record. NCBI's taxonomy places the organism in Eukaryota, Viridiplantae, Streptophyta, Magnoliopsida, Malpighiales, Euphorbiaceae.
UGAGUACUGUUACCUCUGUUUUGAUGCAGGUAAAACUCUAAAAUAAUAUUUGCCAUAGUUGGAGAACGAUUCUUUACAAAAGCAUUGUCCUUUUCUAUUGAAAACGAGUGUUGUGGGGCAUGCGAUGCUGAUAAAGAAUUGCUGAUAAAGAAUUGAUACAAAAAGGCUUGUUAAAAUUGAUAGAUGAGUACUAAACCGUAAGAUUACAUGCAUUUAUGGGUUUGUGUUGUUUUGUAAAUUAGGGUUUUUGAGAUUUACAUUAAUAUCGAUACUUUCCUGUAAAAUGGAUUAAAAAAUUAGGGUUUUAUAUUUGGGUAUUUGGAAAAACGAAUAAAUAAAGCAUAUAUAAUGUACUGUUUAGGGUCUAAAAUUGGAAUUUUUAGAAGUAGUCAGAAAAUUAGGAUACAACCAAUGAGUUUUGAUAAUUUCAGUUUUAAAAAGCAUGUAAAUUUAUUGGGUUGUGAUUACUUUGUCUUAUUGAUAUGUGAUAUUAACUGUAGAAUGGAUAAUGUCGUUGAUUUGCACUUUCAUUAUGCUGGCACUUGGGUUAAUUAUGGAGGAUUGCAUUAUGUGAAUGGUGGGGUUGAUAUUGUAGAAAAGUUUGAUCCAAAUUUUCUAUCUAUUUAAGACAUUAAAAGUAGGUACAGAAUUGAACUAGGGUUUCCAAAUGUUAGUAGGGUGUUUAUAUGUGACCUUGGAAAAAGUUUAGAUAAUGGACUGUUUCUAGCUGAAAGUGACGAUGACAGUCAUAGAAUUUUAAGGAAACUAGAAUACAGUAAUGAUAUUUAUGUUGAUCAUGAUAUUGAUGUACCACUUGAAGAAGUUGUUGUUCCAUUGUUGGAUUGGAAUGAAAUAGAAGUUAAUGCAGAUAGGAAAUGACAUAAGAGGGUUGAUGGGGAAGGUAAUUUAGGAAGACAAGCUAGCUGUAUAGUUAAUGAGGAUAUUAAUGACAUGGUUGGUGAAGCAUGUAUUGUUGAAUUAGGUGAGGGGUUGAAUGAAAUAAGUAAUGAAAACAACAGUUUUUAUGAUGAAGGGAUAACUGAGAAUGAUGGGAAUGGAGAAGAUUAUCAUGAUACUGCUUUAGAAGGUGAAAAAGAGGUGAAUGGGCAAAAUUUGAAAGAAGAAAAAAGAAAGGGGAAGGAAGUAGUCAAUCAUGAGCUGGAAGAGUUUAGAUUGGAAAGGGCUAGAGAGAUCAGGUGCAAGAAAAGCAAGCAGGCAGAAGUACAACAUGAUGAAAAUCUUGAUUAUCCCGAAAUACAAGUGCAGAAUGAAGAAAGUGAUACAAGCAUUGACUCAGAGAAAAAUGGGAAUAAGAGUGAAUAUUUUACAAGUGAUGAUCCUGGUUCAUAUGAAGAAGGAAAUGAAAGUGAGUCAGAAAAGUAGGAGGACAAGGUAUGAUCCCAAUGCUCCACGUCCUUUUUUAUCUAUUGGGAUGUCUUUCUCAAAUGCAAUUUAAGUCAGACAUGCAAUUUUGAAGUACUCAGUAGCUCCAGGAUUUGGAUUAAAGUACAUAAAAAAUGAGCCAAGUAGAAUAAGGGUUAAAUGUGAAGCAGGUUGUCCAUUCUUGUUACUUGUCAGUAGAUCAAACCCAAAUGAUAGUCUACUGGUUAAGACUUACUGCCCUCAACACAGAUGUAAUAGGGUUUAUAAUAAUGCAAGAGCAAGUGCUCAGUUUUUGGCAGACUAUUCCAACAAGAGGUUGAAACAAAAACCGGAUACAAAGGUCAAAGACUUGAAGAAAUAGGUAAAAGAAUUACGGAGGGUGAAUGUUUCAAUGGCUAAGUGCAAGAGAGCUAAGAAAAUGGUGAUGACAAAGUUGGCAGGUAACAACAACACUGAAUAUGAGAGGUUAGAGGCCUAUGCAGCUGAAAUUAAAAGAUCGAAUCCAGGUUCUUAUUGUGAGAUUCAAUUGGAUCCAGAAGGUGUUAGGCAGGGGAACAUAAUUUUUUAGAGAAUAUUUGUUUGUUUUAGAUCUUGUAGACAUGGGUUUUUAUAUGGUUGCAGACCAAUUAUAAGAAUGGACGACUGCUUUUUGGAAGGGAUUUGUAAAGGCCAGCUUCUCUGUGCAGUGGGAAAAGAUGGAAAUAAUCACAUGUUUUCUAUUGCUUGGGCAAUAGUUGAUAUUGAGAACAAGGUGAAUUAGGGAUGGUUCCUAGAUUGGUUAUUCAAGUUUUGGGAUUAAGUUUAGGAGAGAAGAUAACACUAGUCUUAGACAUGCAGAAGGGUUUGCUGCCAGCUGUGAAGAAGGUACUUCCACAGGCUGAGCAUAGAUGGUGUGCAAGACACAUCUAUGCUAAUGAGAGCCAGAAAUGGAGAGGAGGUGAAUUGAAAAGGAAAUUUUAGAAUUGUGCUUGUUCAACUUAUAAGGAGGAGUUCAAACUAAAUUUGAAUGAGUUGGAAAAGCAUGAGAAGAAAUAUGUUGAUGAUUUGCUGCACUGUAACCCACAGUUUUGGUGUAGAGCAUAUUGUAGCAGCAAGUGUCAAAGUGAAAUGAUCGACAAUAAUGUGUCUGAGACAUUCAACUCUUGGAUUAAUGAAGCUAGGGACAGACCAAUCAUUACUUUAUUAGAUGAAAUACGGAAAAAAGUAAUGACAUUAAUUGCAGAGUACAGAGACUUUACAAAGAAUUGGGUUCAAUAAUACUCACCUGAUUGCAUGAAAAAAUUUGAGAGUAAUUUUAUGGAAAGCACUGACUGUGACAUGUUCUUUAAUGGAGAUGAUGGCUAUGAAGUUAAACAUGGAGAGGAUUAACAGACUGUCGUACUUGAAUUUAGGGCAUGCACAUGUAGAGCGUGGGACAUCAUUGCCAUUCCUUGCCCCCAUGCUAUAUGUGCAAUGUGUUAUGCCAAAAAGAUCCUUUGGACGUUAUUGCCAAGUGGUAUGAUAAGAUUACAUUCAUGAAGGCUUAUGAGAUGGCAAUGGAGCCAAUGAGAAGGUACAAGUUUUGGAGGUGUGACCAAAAUGCUCCAAUACAGCAACCUAAUGUAAAGAGAAAACUAGGAAGGCUCAAAAAAACUCGUUCAAAAUCACAAUUUAAGACAAAGAAGCUGCCAAAGGCAGGAAAAUUAUUAAAGAAAGGUGCAUCUAUGACUUGUAGUAAGUGCAAAGAAAUUGGUCAUAAUAAAAGGUCAUACAAGAACCAGGGUGAAGCUUCUCAUGCACUUGAGCCCGAGGGAACACUAGCCUCAUUAGCAUGUCAAUCUCAAUCCGUUCAUCAGGUUCCAAUUGCUGAAGCACAAUGUGAAAGUGGUAAUGAUAAUGGAAACAAAAGGAAAAAUCCAAGUCAUAAGGGGUCAAUCAAUUCUGAGGUCAUAAUUGACCAUGGCAGUGGUAACACAGAGCAUCAUGGAGAUGGUUGGUCAUUCAGAUAUGCAUUGACAGAAAGGAGGAAACUUCAAACGAGAAAAGCAGCUACUUCAACUGAUUCUGCUGAUCUCAGAAAGAUCAAAUUUGCACAAGAAGGUGCAGGUCCAAGAAACUUGGGUUACACAGUUCAAUCAGAUUUGCAGUGGAAUGAGAAUCUUGCAAUUACUACAAGGCAAUUGGAUGAGACUAGGCAACAAAUGAUAGGAACCCUUAGCAAGAAGGCCAUUAAUUCUGGAGCAUGUAGCAGUUCUAAAUUUGCUAGAGCUUGAAAAGGCUGUAUUUUUUAUUUAAUCGUGUCUAGCCUUUUUUUAUGAGUAGUAGUAGGCUUUCUGUUAGCAAUUUUAACUUGAACUGAAUAUGUUGUCAAGUUGUUCAGACACUUUAUUUGCUCAUUUUGUGGCCAAGAAUAUUUUGUUGGUCAAUUUGCUGUAUUUUGUAACAAACAUGUUGCAUAUUUGAAUGAAUAGUUAGAAUUUCUUUUGCAA